AUGGCAUCGUCAAACGAACACCGCCAAGGUCUGCCCAUACCACAGCAGGACCUAUUGCCGCAAUCGCGGGAGUUGGGAGUUGUCGCACAAGCACCGGCACAAAAGACAUCACCAUUUGCCAAGUCAUGGCCACAUCUGGUAGCAGGAGGAAUCGGAGGCAUGACGGCAGCCGUGCUCACGGCGCCCCUCGACGUGCUUAAGACCCGCCUGCAGUCCGACUUCUACCAGGCCCAACUCCGAGCAGCGCGCGAGGCGACGGGCCAGGCCCGGCUGGGCGCCCUGCGGUCCGCCCACUACCACAUCGCCGAGACGAUAGAUAUCCUGCGCGAGGUGCACCGGACGGAGGGGGCGCGCGCCCUGUUCAAGGGCCUCGGGCCCAACCUGGUCGGCGUCGUGCCCGCGCGCGCCAUCAACUUCUACGUCUACGGCACCGGCAAGCGCGCCUACUCGACCUGGACCGGCCUCGACGCCACCAACCCCGUCGUCCACCUGGCCAGCGCCGUCACCGCCGGCAUCGCCACGGGCACCGCCACCAACCCCGUCUGGCUCAUCAAGACCAGGCUGCAGCUUGAUAAGAACAACGCCGAGCGCAAGGGCGACGUCAGCGCCCGCCGCUACAAGAACAGCUGGGACUGCAUGAGGCAGACGUUUCGAAAUGAGGGGCCCACGGGCUUCUUCAAGGGCCUCAGCGCGAGCUAUCUCGGCGUCUCGGAGAGCACGCUGCAGUGGCUGCUGUACGAGGAGUUCAAGUCCAAGCUGAGGCUGAGGGAGGAGAAGCUGGUGCAGAGCGGCAGGGAACGAACGUGGUGGGACGACACUGUUUCGUGGACUGGCAACUUCACCGGCGCCGGUGCCGCAAAGGGUAUCGCCUCCGUCUUGACAUAUCCCCACGAGGUCGCGCGAACUCGGCUGAGGCAGGCACCCAUGGCGGACGGAAAGCCAAAGUACACGGGCCUCGUCCACUGCUUCAAGCUGGUCUGGAAGGAAGAAGGCAUGAUCGGUCUGUACGGCGGCCUUACUCCCCACAUGCUCCGAACCAUCCCCUCGGCCGCCAUCAUGUUUGGCAUGUACGAAGGACUCCUCAAGCUCCUCAACACCAGCAGCUAG
Molecule: messenger RNA, 1107 nt
Organism: Truncatella angustata
Lineage: Eukaryota; Fungi; Ascomycota; Sordariomycetes; Amphisphaeriales; Sporocadaceae
Product: mitochondrial carrier protein RIM2
Exons: 3
Coding region: 1-1107 (368 amino acids)
Biological process (GO): pyrimidine nucleotide import into mitochondrion
Cellular component (GO): mitochondrion
Molecular function (GO): pyrimidine nucleotide transmembrane transporter activity
Source: RefSeq, a predicted model, not a curated record